AUGUCCGUGACAACGACUUCCAACGCCCGCGUCACCGAACUGCGACAUGUCCUUGCCGAUUACGACCUCCACCACAGCCAACCUUCCCCAGAGACAGCAGCUCCUGCGCCACCACCAAAUGCACAACCUCAAUUGACCGCAAAUCUGCCAGAUUGGGAGACACAAUGGCGAAGAGUGCCUGCGUAUCGAGCUGUUGAUCCAAGUCUGAUCUACGGAGACAGGAACCAUGUGAACAAUGAGAUUGAGAGGAAUUUUAUUAGGGUGAUGUUUGGUGGGGUGUGGAUGCAGGCGGCCGCGAGCUGGGUGUGUAGGAAGACGAUUGGAAGGUGGAAUGACCAGAUCUUUAGGAUAAGGAUUGGCGGGGAGUGGUAG
Zasmidium cellare ATCC 36951 is the source of this 372-nucleotide messenger RNA. RefSeq lists its product as uncharacterized. The record is from RefSeq and is a predicted model, not a curated record. Lineage: Eukaryota; Fungi; Ascomycota; Dothideomycetes; Mycosphaerellales; Mycosphaerellaceae. The coding region runs from base 1 to 372 and encodes 123 amino acids. The transcript has 2 exons.